Messenger RNA from Thalassophryne amazonica, 4023 nucleotides. RefSeq names its product glycogen synthase 1 (muscle) (gene gys1). NCBI's taxonomy places the organism in Eukaryota, Metazoa, Chordata, Actinopteri, Batrachoidiformes, Batrachoididae. Gene Ontology annotation, molecular function: alpha-1,4-glucan glucosyltransferase (UDP-glucose donor) activity. Gene Ontology annotation, cellular component: cytoplasm. The coding region runs from base 142 to 2277 and encodes 711 amino acids. Gene Ontology annotation, biological process: glycogen biosynthetic process. The record is from RefSeq and is a predicted model, not a curated record. The transcript has 16 exons.
CAUUGGUAUUUAACUAAAGCGUCCGCCCCCUUCGCCUCGCGCUCAGCUGCUUUUCCCUUUUUUUUUUUUUUUUGGAUCGACUGCGACAGCUGCCAAUGCGGCCUUAGGUUAUAUUUGUGAAGUUGGGACAUCAUCGAAGGCAUGCCGCUGAUUCGUAGCACUUCUGUCACUUCCCUGUCAGGACUGGAUGAAUGGGAUGAGGAAUUUGACUUGGAGGACGCAGUUCUUUUUGAAAUUGCAUGGGAGGUUGCAAACAAAGUUGGAGGCAUCUACACAGUCAUCCAGACCAAAGCACGUCUGACCACAGAGGAAUGGGGGGAGAACUAUUUCCUCGUGGGCCCCUACGUGGAGAGCAACGUGCGAACUCAAGUGGAGCUGAUCGAGCCCUCUGACCCCGUGCUGAAAAGAACGAUUGACAAGAUGAACUCCAGUGGCUGUAAGGUCUACUUUGGCCGCUGGCUUAUUGAGGGCAGCCCAAACGUGGUUUUGAUCGACAUUGGAUUCACUGCCUGGUCUUUAGACCGCUGGAAGAGUGAGCUGUGGGAACUCUGUGCCAUUGGCGUGCCGUGGUUCGACCGUGAGGCCAACGAUGCCGUGCUGUUUGGUUUCCUGACUGCGUGGCUUCUAGGAGAGUACGCAGCCCAGAGUGAGGAGCCUCCACACAUUGUGGCCCAUUUCCAUGAAUGGUUGGCUGGCCUGGGCCUGGUGCUGUGCCGGCAAAGACAGCUGCCGGUUGCUACCAUCUUCACCACUCACGCCACGCUACUCGGACGCUACCUGUGUGCCGGCAGCGUGGACUUCUACAACAACCUAGCAGAGUUCAAUGUGGAUAAAGAAGCCGGCGAUCGACAGAUUUACCACCGCUACUGUUUGGAAAGGGCGGCUGCACACUGCACUCAUGUCUUCACCACUGUGUCGCAGAUCACAGCCAUCGAGGCAGAGCACCUGCUCAAGAGGAAACCAGACAUUGUCACACCCAACGGGCUGAACGUGAAGAAGUUCUCAGCUAUGCACGAGUUUCAGAAUCUCCACGCUCAGAGCAAGAACCGAAUCCAGGAGUUCAUCAGAGGCCAUUUCUAUGGACACCUCGACUUCAACCUGGACAAGUGUUUGUUCCUCUUCAUAGCUGGAAGGUACGAGUUCUCCAACAAAGGUGCCGACCUCUUUCUGGAGUCUUUAGCCAGACUCAACUAUCUGCUGAAAGUCAACCAUAGUGAUGUAACAGUCAUCGCAUUCUUCAUUAUGCCAGCUCGGACAAACAAUUUCAAUGUGGAGACGCUGAAAGGUCAAGCAGUGAGGAAGCAGCUGUGGGAUACUGCUCACACUGUGAAGGAACGCUUCGGAAAAAAACUUUAUGAAUCUCUGCUUGGUGGGCAGCUGCCCGACGUGUCAAAGAUGUUGGACAAAGAGGAUUUCACCAUCAUGAAGCGUGCCAUCUUUGCAAAUCAGAGACAAUGUCUGCCUCCUGUCUGCACUCACAACAUGCUGGACGACAGCAGUGACCCCAUCCUUAACUCUGUCCGUCGCAUCGGCCUUUUCAACAGCUCAGCCGACCGCGUCAAGAUUAUUUUCCAUCCGGAGUUCCUCUCAUCCACCUCUCCUCUGCUUCCAAUGGAUUAUGAGGAGUUUGUAAGAGGUUGCCACCUUGGUGUCUUCCCCUCUUACUAUGAACCUUGGGGAUACACACCAGCCGAGUGCACGGUCAUGGGAAUCCCAUCAAUCUCGACUAACCUAUCAGGCUUUGGCUGUUUCAUGGAGGAACACAUUGCAGACCCUACAGCAUAUGGUAUUUACAUCCUGGACCGGCGGUUUCGUGGUGUUGAUGAUUCAUGCAGCCAGCUUACUUCCUUCCUGUUCCAGUUUUGCAAGCAGAGUCGGCGUCAGCGGAUCAUCCAGAGAAACCGGACUGAGCGCCUGAGCGAUCUCUUGGACUGGAGAUACCUUGGCAGAUAUUAUAUAGCUGCUCGUCACAUGGCCUUGGCUAAAGCUUUUCCUGAUGCUUUCAUAUACGUACCACAUGAGACCACCCCAACUUCAGGUUUCCGUUACCCCCGACCAGCCUCCGUGCCGCCAUCUCCGGCAUUGUCUCGUCACUCAUCGCCCCGCCACAGUGAAGGUGAGGACAACGAUGAUGAAGAACGCUACGAUGAGGAUGUGGAGGCAGAAAAGGACAGAGUGAACAUCCGUCAGCCGUACGCCCCCCCAAUCAAAAACAAGAAUCCUGCUGCUCAUGAGUCUAAUGGGAAUGGUGACAGUGUUACAAGUGACAAAAACUGACACAGAUGCAUAAACGUACAGUACACGCUAAACCUCGCUAGCACAAAGUUUACAGUUAAAAAGCUGCCUAGGUACUGAACGUGCUCACUUUAAGAAUAAGUGCAGCUGUGCGACUGCAAACAGUGACAUUGUUAUAAUGGCUUUGGUUGAAAAUUGUAUCACUGUGUCUUCCCAAACUGUGUUCCUCAGAUGUAAAAAAAAAAAAAAAAAAAAAAAAAAAUGGAAAAAAGUAUUUGAACUGCUCUUGGCAUAUUUUCACUUUGUUUUGUGGAUUAAAUGUAGAAGACCACUCGUGUAGGAAAAAGAAAAUCACAACUGCUGGAUUACAUUUAGUACUAACACUGUACAAUUUGGGUGUAACUCACUAAAAUCACUUAUGGAAGCUUAUUAGGAAUUUGUGAAAUUGCUUAUGUACUUUAUUAAAACAGACAAAUCAUUUGUUAAGCUUUUCCCCUGUAAACCAUGUUGCAGUAGUGGAAUCGCAAAAAGCAGUUGUAUGUGUCACUGAUGAUGACAUCUGCAGUGAAGGCGACCAAACGAUAGCUUUGAUAAAUGCUUAUCUGCUAAUUGAAAAGUAAACUGUGAUCAUGCUAAACUGAUAAAUCACUCUGUUUAACUGAAGCUUUCAAAUUUUAUUAUGUGAAAUUAGCGUUUUGUGUUUUUUUUGGUGUUUUUUUUUGUUUGUUUUGUUUUGUUUUUUGGCUCUGCAACCUGGAAAAAAGCCCAUAAAAGCUCAAUUUUUGAGGUAGUGCAGUAUAAACCUCAUGGUUUCCAAACAGGUUCAGCAUGCCAGGAUCAGUCAUUAAUCAAGAUGUCCAUAAAUAAUUAAAUGAACAAAUGAAAUGGACAGUUUAUAGUUUAUUUGCAUUAUAGAACACAUUAAAUUAAUAAAAUAUUAAGAAAUAAAAAUACACAGGUAAAAUUUCAAUCGGUUGAGGUGAUGCUCAUUGCCUUUACGCGAUGUCCAUUUCUCUAAUGGGAUAAGCGCUAAUGGGAACAAAUGUGUGAUUUUUAGGGUUUGCAAACAUUUUUUUGACUGAAGCUUUAUUUUAAAAAAAAAGAUCACUUAAAGAUAGCAGAACUAAAUUUAGUGGAACUAAUUGGUCUGCUACUUUCAUGGUAGUCUGAAAAGCUAAUCCAUUAAGGAAAAAGCAUUGCUAAUUAACUUAUUUCCACUUUUUUUUAAAUGCAUAUACUUUGUGCAUUAAAUUUUACAAAAUAAGAUCAAUCAAGCUGUGAGGUGAUGAGCUGAACUGUCCCACCAGUGCAAAGCUGGUGGUGUUUUAACUUUAAGAUGUUUUAUUUCAAAUGCCUUCUUUACCAUAAAAUUCAUCAGAGUAAAAAUAAAAAUGUAGAACCUACAGAACCAGCCAGAAAAUACAUUAAAAGCACUUUGUUCUCCAGCGUUGAUAAAAGUGGCAUUUCCUCUGAGUUAUUUCUGCGCCUUACUGUAUCGCCGCCUUUGUGGCAAAUUCUGAGAAGAUGUGACCCUCCCGUUUGGGGAUGAUUGUUCCUGGGACUGCCUGUUACUGCAAGUAUUUAUUUGUGAAAGAAAUGAGAAAGAUGAAUGGAGAUGGGACUGAUAUGUUUUCAGGUGAAUGGGGGGAAGGAGGUAAAGUAGGUCUGAUGUUAUGGAGGGGGAAAAAGGUUUUAAAAUGUGAACUUGGUGCACCCUGUGUAACAUUUCAACUGUUUGAAUCUUUGCACCAGAUGAACUUGUAAUAAAGUUUAAUAUGGAUACCUGAA